Pochonia chlamydosporia 170 is the source of this 1284-nucleotide messenger RNA. RefSeq lists its product as hypothetical. The transcript is spliced from 3 exons. NCBI's taxonomy places the organism in Eukaryota, Fungi, Ascomycota, Sordariomycetes, Hypocreales, Clavicipitaceae. The coding region runs from base 1 to 1284 and encodes 427 amino acids. The record is from RefSeq and is a predicted model, not a curated record.
AUGGCUGCCUCUCGAACGGAUAAUCAAACAAUCUGCGACUACUACGCCGAACAGCGAUAUGGAGAGAACAACGUCACUACACAGCUCUGGUUGAUGCAGGGCAUCGUUUCGUAUGCCUAUGCUGGCGGUGCCGCGGUUCAAAAACCCGUUGCCAACAGUACUGGUGUAUUCAACAAGGGAAACUUUGGCGGCGACGAGGUGUUUCUUCGCUCGUGGUUUGAUGGCUCAAGGGCAACAACAAAUCUCAAUGGCCUAGCUGUAAAGGUGGAUUGGUUGGACGGAGGCGGUCUCGAUCCUCUCCUUGGCUAUUUGAAUGGGUCUACUAGUACUCCAAAAAUCAGAGAGGGCUCAAAUCAAGACAUUUUGUUCUCCCACUGGUACGUCACGUUCGGAAAUAUUUACAAGUGCAGUCUUGUGAAGGAGUUUGUGGCCAAGGCAUAUGCGCCCUAUACACCGGCCUACGUCCACAAAUAUAUGGAUCUCAACCAGACGCAAGUCGGCUACUUUAUCGACCAGUUCAUCGUUGCCAGUAAAUACUACGGCUUCUCGGAUUCGGACGCGCAGCAGCUAUCGGCAUUUAUGAACACAAAAUACAACAAUAAAUGCUCACCACCUGACGCAACUGGACAGCUCAAUUCCGUAUGCCUUGCAGAAGGUUGCCCACAGGCUUUCCCUGAGAGGGACUGUGCAGCGUACAACAGCAUAGGGCCAUAUGGUUACAAGGCCAACACCCCAGCAACUGGUACUGCGACGGGCGUCAAUCCGACUGCAAAAGCAACUUCGUCUGAGACGACAUCCCCCUCGGCAACAAACACUUCUGCGCCCCCUGCCAGCGGCGGCUCAUCCUCCAGUCUAUCUGCCGGGGCGAUUGCGGGCAUUGCCAUUGGCGGUGCAGCCGUUCUCUUACUGGCGGUGGGCAUGUGGCUGUACUUUCGUCGUCAGCAAAAAGCCAACAAACCCGCAGAGAAGCCAGCGACAAUGCCAAACGAGAUGGGCGAAGGAGCAGGUGCAUUCUCGCCCCAAUCGCCGUACGGUCACCCGCACGACAGCUAUUACAGCAGAUCCAACCCACACGACUCGUAUGUUGUAUCUACAAUCGGCAGUCCGAAUAGCCCACCGCCGGCUUGGGACCAGGCCAAAACUCCACAACCACAGGAAUUGGGGGCAGAGAGUCCAGCGGCAACACCAGGACUUGGGUCACCAGGGUGGGGACAGAUGCACCAGAUAGCUGAGAUGGAGAGUCCUGAUCCGCCUCCAGGUUGGAGCCAGCGAACACAGCCCUGA